This is a messenger RNA of Cryptomeria japonica (Japanese cedar), 1811 nucleotides long. Its product is annotated as magnesium protoporphyrin IX methyltransferase, chloroplastic. Gene Ontology annotation, biological process: chlorophyll biosynthetic process. The transcript has a single exon. Bases 27 to 1103 code for a protein of 358 amino acids. NCBI's taxonomy places the organism in Eukaryota, Viridiplantae, Streptophyta, Pinopsida, Cupressales, Cupressaceae. Gene Ontology annotation, molecular function: magnesium protoporphyrin IX methyltransferase activity. The record is from RefSeq and is a predicted model, not a curated record.
AAAAUUACGCCAGUUUGGCUUAGCAGAUGACGAUGGCUGCAAUGGCGAACGCUGCGACUGGUCGAAUGUGCAAUACCCACAAUAUCACCAUUCAUUCCAUUGCACAGACCGCCAAUCUUCGUCCUCAAAACCACUCUUUGUGGCCUCAGAACUACAAUGAAUUCACAGGCGUUGCAAAAUUUGAACAUCCCAAAUCAUCUUUCCCUAAAAGAUGUAAUACCAUAAUGUCGGCUUCAUCUUCAGAAGUAUUAACAGAAACUGCCCAGGCCCUGUCCAGCGGUCUGGACGAAACAGCGUUUGCAUUACUGGGAGGAGGAGCCAUUGCUGCUCUGGCAGCUGCGCUAUCUUUUGCAGACCCCGAGAAGAGAAGGAAGCAGCAGGCAGCCGAAACGGGUGGAGAUGAAAAAGAAGUUGUAAGAAACUAUUUCAAUACCGCUGGUUUUGAGAGGUGGAAAAGAAUCUAUGGAGAAACAGCUGAUGUGAAUUCUGUUCAGCUGGACAUUCGUGAGGGACAUGCACAAACUGUAGAAAAAGUUUUACAGAUGGUUAAAAAAGAUGGAUCUUUAAAUGGUAUCAGUGUUUGUGAUGCAGGCUGUGGGACUGGUAGCCUGUCUAUCCCUUUGGCAAUGGAGGGGGCCAUUGUCUAUGCAAAUGACAUUUCAUCUUCCAUGGUAGCAGAGGCAGAAAGGAAGGCCAAUGAAGUACUGAAGCCCUCUUCUUUGGGAUCCACAUUGGUGAAACCAACAUUUGAGACUAAGGACUUGGAGUCCUUGGAUGGGAAGUAUCAUACUGUGGCAUGUUUGGAUGUUUUGAUACAUUACCCACAAGAUAAAGCAGGAGAAAUGAUUGCUCAUCUUGCCUCUCUCGCUGAGAAAAGACUUAUUUUGAGCUUCGCCCCCAAGACUUUGUAUUAUAGCGUGUUAAAGAGGAUUGGGGAGCUUUUUCCUGGUCCCUCCAAGGCUACUAGGGCUUAUUUGCACUCUGAAGAGGAUGUGGAGGCAGCCCUCAGGGCAGCUGGAUGGGAGGUUAGAAGAAGAGACAUGACUGCAACAAAGUUCUACUUUUCGAGGCUGCUGGAGGCAGUGCCUGCUGUUUCUCGGUGAGAGGUCAGUUUUUGUUACAAAUAAUAGGCGCCUUUAGAUCAGUAUUAGCGCCUCUGGGAUAACUCUGAUAAGUAUCAAGGAAUUUUGAGGGUGCCUUGCUGAAGGCAUUGGUUUGGUUAUUCUGAUUAAGAACCCAUAUCCACGAGUAAAAAGUCAUGUAAUCCAUGUACUAAUGAAGCUCUAGUUAGAGGGAUGUGUAAUUCAAUUCUUUUGAUAUGCACACAAACCGUGUUGUAUUCAUAGCAGGCCAUGUAAUGUAGAUUUUCCACUAUAGACUUUUAGUUGGGAGGAAAGGAUUGUGUUUUAAGUUUUUCUUAGGUUAAAGUAGUCAGCUUCUGUACAAAAAGGGCUUUGGAUGAUACAUGUCCAAUAAAAUCUUUCCAGUGAGGAAAAAAUCAAGUUGCGUUCGAAAGGGAAUUUUAUGCCAUCUGAUAAAUUUUUCUUGCCAAUACUGGGUGUCUUCCUAUGUAGUAUCUCAAAUCUGGAUGCUGUGAAAAACUGUUACAAGAACAUCUGUUCAUAAGAACAUUAAGCAUCACUGCCAUAUGGAAUUCAUUACUUCAUAUUUGUGGCAAUGGAUCCUUUAAAAAAAGGAUCAAUUGGGUAUUCAGCUACUUUAUACUUUAGUAGCUUUUAUUCGGGGAAAAGGCAAAGAGCCAGCAUGCACAUAUUUCUUAAAAUUUAUUCUAAAGAGGAAUUUUUCUUGAA